Messenger RNA from Suillus paluster, 1047 nucleotides. RefSeq lists its product as uncharacterized. The record is from RefSeq and is a predicted model, not a curated record. NCBI's taxonomy places the organism in Eukaryota, Fungi, Basidiomycota, Agaricomycetes, Boletales, Suillaceae. Bases 1 to 1047 code for a protein of 348 amino acids. The transcript has 3 exons.
AUGCUAGAGAUGGAGGGCAGCUUGGGGCAGCAGGCUUUCAUCAAGGCUGGAAUGAAAAGAGCAAAGCCUGUAGGAGAAACAGAGGAAAAGAAUUGGGAGCGUCUUUUCCAGGCUGUAUACUAUCACAUGUGCGAGCUGCUCAAGGAGCAAAUCCAAGAGCACAAUGCUGAUGGAUCACAGCGCUCAUCAUCACAGUGCUUGCACAUUUUGCCCUUCACAGAGAUGGCAGAUCUCCGGUACUGGUCUUCAAAAUUCACUACCAAUCCCAUGUCAGACACUACCAAUUUGUGGAAGCCUGAUCUCAUCCUCCUGGAUUACAGGCUCAGAAAGUCCAGUUUAUUGGAAAAGUCCUGGAAAGACAUCCUCACAGGAGUUGAGAUCACCCAAUCUGACCUCUCUGUUGAUCGCAAAAUACCUUUGUUCUUGGGGGUUGCUAACAAGGGUUAUCUGAUGAUGUGGGAGCCACUGUGGCAUCAUUUUAUCCUACUUUUCAGUAUCUCUAAGUUCAAACUUCAUGCUCAUUAUAUGGAUCGCUCCAGCAUGGUGAUCUCAAAACCACUUCUGAUCGUUACAUCCCCUAAUGUGUACUGGAUCAUGGAUAUUCUAUGGAAAAGCCACGAACUUUUCAAGUGUGGAACCAUCUGCAAUCACAUUCAAGACAAGUUUAAUCAGGAGUACACACUGAAGGAUUGUUGGGUUGAUGAGGAUGUCAAAGAUGUUGAGAUAUGGCUUCUCAAAGCAGUCAAAGGCAUCCCGAACAUGGUUCAACUUAGGAAAUAUUGGGAUGUGCUUUAUGAUGGGCAGCCUGACUCCACAUCACAUAGUCAUAGUCAUUGCUUGACAUUCAAAUUCAAGAAAAAAAUUCAUUGGUGUAUUCUCUUGACACCCUGUGGGCUCCCAUUGACGCACUUCAAUGAUGUACCUGAGUUAAUCGGGGUUUUUGUGACCUUGUCAUUGGACCAAAAGGUGCACUGGCCCCCUGACCUAGCAAAGAAGCUUUGUGACGGGACACCAUUUGGAGGUGGGGGCUUGCCUAUGAGAGCAUGA